UAAGGGUCGACCCAGAUCAUACAUACAUCCAACUUCCGGAAUCCAACUCGCAUCGUUCUAACACGAUAGACGUCCCCCAAUCACCUUCGACUUUCAACAAUCCCUCACUUAUUUACCAGAUCUGUUCACUGCUCAAGUUCCAGUGACUCACAACACCGCCGCUGAGAGCCUCACCAACGCAAAAAUGACCACCUUCACUGAUCACGACACCGCCGCCGAGAACCUGACCAACGCAAAAAUGACCACCUUCACCGAUCACGACACCGCCGCCGAGAACCCAGCCAUGGCUGGAAACGCGCUCCGCCUUCACUACACUCUCGAAGAAGAUAUGGAGGACUCCACCGACGAUGAAAACGACGACAGCCUUGCUGAAAACGAGAACUACCUGGAGUUCACCGACAGGCCCGGUGCCUUCACUCUCGUGCACAACGAGGAGGAUGACAUGGGAGACAACGAUGAGGAGUUUUUGGAUGAAGAGUUCGAGGGCGAGGAACCCAAUGAGGAGGACAUCGGCCCAGUUGUGACUGUCGCCCAGGUUCCUACUGUCAUCGCGCAAGGUCCUGUGGCCGUCGCCCAUGUUCCCACUGGCAUCGCGCAGGGUCCCGCUGUCAUCGCGCAGGUUCCUGUAGCUGCACAGCCCGUCUCCAACGCACGUCGCACGACUCCUGCUCAAGUGCUCCUAAAGAGAAAGACACGCCAAGGUACCAAGAUCAAGAACCGCAUCCUUGAAAACUUCCAGACAAUGCGCGAUGACGGAACCUGGAAGGACUACCCCACCAAGCCCCCCAACAAUCUGUUCGCGGAGAACCAGGCUCUGAUGGAGGUGCUCAUAUCUCAAAAGAGAUUCUUCGACCUCGCUGUCUCUAGAGGCGGUCGUGCUCUCAGUGGCACUGUCGCUCGUGCCUGCGAGAACCUCGCUGAGGCUGGCGACUUUCCUAAGUGCAAGGUCCGUAUGGACAAGUACUAGGUUCCACAUCAUCAAGACUCAGCCUUGAAGGCUCGAUCUCAUCUCAAUGGGAACCCAGAAGGAUUGUAUUCGUACACAUUGCAUUUUGAUAUCAUCCGGACACAGAAGGAAGGGGGUUCUUACUUCAUUGUAUUGACCCAUACGAAAUGGGAUUUUUUUUUCUAUCUACUACGCAGGUAUCACGAUUCACA
Molecule: messenger RNA, 1158 nt
Organism: Aureobasidium pullulans EXF-150
Lineage: Eukaryota; Fungi; Ascomycota; Dothideomycetes; Dothideales; Saccotheciaceae
Exons: 3
Coding region: 185-967 (260 amino acids)
Source: RefSeq, a predicted model, not a curated record